GGGUGGGGUUGCGCAGGCGCCGAAGGGAACCGUCUCUGGACUGGGUAGGGCGCCCCCGCCUCUGUUGUAGCUGCGGUGUUGUCUUUUCUGCCUGAAGGAUGGCUGAAGUAGAAGAAACCCUAAAACGAAUUCAGAGCCAGAAGGGAGUGCAAGGGAUCAUUGUUGUCAAUUCAGAAGGCAUUCCAAUCAAAAGCACCAUGGACAACUCCACCACCAUGCAGUACGCCAACCUGAUGCACAGCUUCAUCUUGAAGGCUCGGGGCACUGUGCGAGACAUUGACCCCCAGAACGAUCUCACAUUCCUCCGCAUUCGCUCCAAGAAAAAUGAGAUCAUGGUUGCUCCAGAUAAAGAUUAUUUCCUGAUUGUGAUCCAAAAUCCAACAGAAUAAUUUGCCAUAUUCGAGUUGCCAUAUUUUUUUCCUUUAAUUUAAUAGUCUCCCUGAAAGAAAGCAUUACUGUCAAUUCCCUCUCACCGCUGACUGGCAUGUGGAAAACAAAAUUAUCAUGUCAGACUGGAUUUACAGAGAUCAUGUGACCCAGGUGGGGUGGGGGAGGAGUGGGGCAGAUUGAUUUUCUUAUCCUUUUUCUUAACCUUGAAUCUUCGGAGGCUACAGUUGGAGCCUUCAGCCAUCAGGAAGAAAGUCCUUGGAGACAAGCUUAAUGGCCUGGGCUGGUGCCCACCCCCUAAGGCCUGAGCUCCCUUCUGGCCAGUUGCCCCCCCCAACCCCCCUCCCAAAUCUGGGCUCUGGGCUUCUGGUUUUAAUUUUGUUGCUAUUUUGAAAUGCUGUCUAACUAAAAAUAACUGUAAUGAUUAUUCUUUUGUUGUAUCUUUACAUGCCCUGUUGGGAAGGUCUCCUCAUGAGCUAUUUUUCCGGGGCGGGGGAGGGUCUGGAACCUGGAUCUGUGAGGACAACACAAGCAGCAAGAGAUAUAGUGGAAAGAACAUUGGGGUCAGAUAACCUGAGUUCGUUGUCUUCUUGGGCAAGUCACUUCCCUUCUUUUGACCUCAAUUUCUUCUGUAAAAUGAGAAGGUUGGAUUGAGUAACCUUCAGGGGUUCUUCACAUCUAAAUCUAUGAUCCCAUGACCUGGUAGAGGAGUCAGCCUGUGAAUCCAGUGGCAGCUAGGGAGGGGGCUGCUGAAUGUGUGGCCUCUCCAAGGGAUUUGAAGGGGACACACAUCCAAUGGACAAGUCCUGGUGUGAAUGGGAAACCAUCCAUCUCUGUCUUGCAGCCACAUUCAGUGGGUCUGGGGGGACUUUGGGCCCCAUUGGGGAUUGCUCUUGUUCUGGCACAGAGGCUAACUAGGUUCCAUAGGCCCGUUAGUAGUAGAGCAGAGGAGGAACCUGCAAAGGGCUUGAGAACCAGCCCAGAAAGAUGAGGGGAGUCUGAAGGGAUGGCCCAAGGACCAGGAGGGAAGCCUGUGGAAGAAGCAUGAUCGGCUUUACUCCAACUUAGAAGAGACUUUGUAUGAGCAUUUCUGCUGCACUUUCCAUGUUAAGAGGUCAAGAGGAAAAUUAACUGAUGUGAGGCCCUGGGGGAUUCCCUAUAAAGAAAGAUUCCUUUGGGCCCUUUGAGAUGCUAUUGACCAAUUAAACGGUUAUUCACUAA
Messenger RNA from Vombatus ursinus (common wombat), 1608 nucleotides. It is a transcript of the gene DYNLRB1, whose product is annotated as dynein light chain roadblock-type 1. Gene Ontology annotation, molecular function: dynein intermediate chain binding. The transcript is spliced from 4 exons. Gene Ontology annotation, biological process: microtubule-based movement. Gene Ontology annotation, cellular component: centrosome; cytoplasm; cytoplasmic dynein complex. The coding region runs from base 99 to 389 and encodes 96 amino acids. Lineage: Eukaryota; Metazoa; Chordata; Mammalia; Diprotodontia; Vombatidae. The record is from RefSeq and is a predicted model, not a curated record.